Botrytis cinerea B05.10 is the source of this 1502-nucleotide messenger RNA. RefSeq lists its product as hypothetical. Bases 367 to 969 code for a protein of 200 amino acids. The record is from RefSeq and is a predicted model, not a curated record. The transcript is spliced from 3 exons. NCBI's taxonomy places the organism in Eukaryota, Fungi, Ascomycota, Leotiomycetes, Helotiales, Sclerotiniaceae.
GACCUCUAAGAAUAGAAAGUUCGACAUAAGGGUAUGAGGGGCGGAGAAGUCCCAGUUAAAUUUGUCUUGGAGUACAACUGGAUCUUCAGUUGACCAGUGCUUCCGUGUUGCAAAUUAUGUGGGAUAUCUAUUAGUGGGUAGUUGGAGUUUAUGCUUCUAUUUCGGAUCCUGGAGUUGAUGUUGCCAAGGACUUUGACAAGUUAUAAGGUGGACUUUCAUCACUGUGCUUCCUAAUUCAUUAUUCUCAUCAUUCAUCCAUUCAUCCACUCAACACAAAGCUGGUCUUUCCAAAGCAGGUCUUUUAGUCCAAAUACAUAUCAUCAUAUAGAUACUUUUUAAGUUCAGUAUCCACAUCCAACUUUCACAAUGCAAUUCUCAAGCGCUUUCUUCUUGGCUCUUGCUGCCGCAACUGUCUCUGCUUCAUCUGGUGUCUCUGGAAGCGGAACCGCCGUAGGAGCUGCCAAAGCCACUGGGUUCGGAGCUGCUAAGCCCAGCGGAACUGGUGCAAAGCCCAGCUUGGUUCCCCGCGCCAUGCAUGGUCCAUACCGCCGUAAAGAUUCCAACGAGUCGGGGUCUGCCAAGGGGACCGGAGCUAAAGCCGACGGUGGAUCUGCAAAGGCAACUGGGGCCCAAGGAGCAGGAUCUGCUAAGUCCACCGGGGGAGCAAGCUCUGGUGGAGAUGGCAACGGUUCGGCCAAGGGCAGUGGAUCUGGCGGAAAGGCUUCCAAGACAGCAGAAGCUGGCUCUGCAAAAGAGACCGGAGGGAGCUCGACAAAGGGGUCUGGAUCUGAAAAUACUGGCAAAGGAUCCGCCUCCGCUUCAGGGGCUGCAUCGGCAUCCGGAGCUGGUGGCGCUUCUGCCACUUCUACUUCUCCAGCUAUCUCCACUGGUGGUGCCACAUCUCUAUCCAAUAACGGAGGAAUGGUUGCAAUUGCUGGCCUUGGUGCUGCAUUCGUUGUCUUCAUGUAAAGUAGCUUGGGUUCUUUAGUGGCGUGAUGUUGCUCAAAAUCAGAGUCAUAUGUUGAAUUGUAUGAGUUGGAUUGAGUGUUUUGUAUAUACCUUCCUGGUGUAAAUAGGGCGGCGUAUCGGGCAUUCUUUUGAGCGGGCGAGCGGCUUUGGUAUUCAUAGAUCGAGCUGGUCUCUGGCGACAGACGAAAUGAACACUCGCUUUUGUUUUCGAUGUAUCAGGGGGUUAUAAGAUCUGGCUAUUUUUUUCAUGUAGAUAUGAUUGAAGGGAUCGUUUUUCAAUCGCGAAUCUUUGACAUUGUUUGACUGCAAAUAGAAACUUUGACAUGUAGAAUCUACUGUCAUCGACGGGCAUAAGAUUGAGGAUGCUUGGAAUCAUAUCUUUGUUCUGUAUCCAGUCCCGUCCAAAAAAACACUGUGGUCUCUCGGUGGGUUGAAAUUACUUGUCGAAAGCUCCAUAAAGAUGAUAACAGAAGAUUGUCUCUCAAGUAGGAGGGAUGCAAAAAUGUAACCUACAAGAAGUAGAACAGCUGCCA